This is a messenger RNA of Terrapene triunguis (Three-toed box turtle), 1236 nucleotides long. Its product is annotated as succinate--hydroxymethylglutarate CoA-transferase-like. Lineage: Eukaryota; Metazoa; Chordata; Testudines; Emydidae. Gene Ontology annotation, molecular function: catalytic activity. The record is from RefSeq and is a predicted model, not a curated record. Bases 1 to 1236 code for a protein of 411 amino acids. The transcript is spliced from 13 exons.
AUGCUGAGCGCUGUGCUGCGAAGAAGGGGUUGCUCCUGUGUCAGGCGCAGGAGGAGUCUGUGCCCCACUCUCCCUAGCAGCAGUGGCUGCCCUGCCUCGCCCCUCUGCCCCAGCCCUCUGAGAAUCCUCUCCUCACCUAGCAGCAGCAGAGGGGUGCAGGGAAGCUCUCUCCAGCCAGGUGCUAAUAAGGUGAAGCCGCUAGAAGGUGUGAAAAUUCUUGAUCUAACAAGGGUACUUGCAGGACCCUUUGCAACAAUGAAUUUAGGAGACCUAGGAGCAGAAGUUAUUAAAGUGGAAAGACCAGGAGUUGGUGAUGACACAAGAGCCUGGGGACCACCUUUUGUUGGAACAGAAAGCAUUUAUUUUCUCAGUGUAAAUCGAAAUAAAAAGAGUAUAGCUGUCAAUAUGAAAAAUCCAAAAGGAGCAAAGAUAAUCAGAGAGCUUGCAGCUGUGUCUGAUGUUUUUGUGGAAAAUUAUGUCCCUGGGAAACUGGCUGAAAUGGGCCUGGGGUACGAAGACAUUAACAAGAUUGCUCCUCACAUUGUGUACUGUUCAAUAACAGGUUAUGGUCAGACUGGUCCAGCGUUUCAGCGAGCAGGUUAUGACUCUGUUGCAGCGGCUGUUUCUGGUCUUAUGCAUAUCACAGGGCCGGAGGAUGGUGAUCCGGUUAGGCCAGGAGUAGCCAUGACAGACCUUGCUACAGGGCUGUACACGUAUGGAGCAAUCAUGGCCGGCCUGCUUCAAAGAUAUAAAACCGGGAAGGGACUUCACAUUGACUGCAAUCUAUUGUCAUCUCAGGUUGCAUGUCUUACCCAUAUAGCAGCUAAUUACCUUAAUUGCAAAAUGGAAGCAAAGCGGUGGGGUACUGCUCAUGGCAGUAUUGUUCCUUAUCAGGCUUUCAAAACUAAGGAUGGCUACCUGGUGGUGGGAGCUGGGAAUGAUCAGCAAUUUGUCACCGUGUGCAAGAUCCUGAAUUUGCUUGAAGUUAGUAAAGAUUCCAGAUAUAAAACUAACAAACUCCGAGUGCAGAACAGGAAAGAGCUUAUUGAAAUAUUAUCAGCCCGGUUUUCAGAAAAAAUGACCACCAAAUGGCUUGAACUCUUUGAAGGUAGUGGUGUUCCAUAUGGUCCAAUCAACAGUAUGCAGCAAGUAUUCUCGGAUCCUCAGCUUUCAACUACCUAUAAAAAUGUGAUUCAAGUCAUUUAUGUUGAGUAUGAGGCUAGUAACAUGGUAUAA